CGGAUCCCAGCAUCGUGUUCGGAUCGAGUAAAUUGAUUCGACCCACAUGGAAUUCCCCUUCGGGCACCACGGUCACCACCAUCACCGACGCGAGGAGGAGGAGGAGCGGGAGGAGCACCGCUACCCCCCACCCGACCACCACCAUCACCGCCGCGAGGAGGAGGAGGAGCGGGAGGAGCACCGCUACCCCCCACCCGGCCACCACCACGACGACGGCCAGGCGCCCCCACCAUCCUCCUUCUUUAGCGGCGGCGGCGGCGAGGAGUACGGCCGGCCCGCCUACCCGCCUGUCCAGCACGUGUCACACGAGGGCGGACCCGGGUUCGACCAGCCCAACCCUUGCCCUCCCGCUCCCGGCUACUACGGCGGGGGUGGCGGCGAACACUUCCACCACCAUCGCCCCCCGUAUUCCUCGGGAACCCACCACUUAGGCGGCCACGAGGGAUGGGCGGAGGAGCCCUCGCGGCCUCGCCAGCCUACCGUGAGGAUCUUCACUAAAGCAGAGGAGAACUACUCCCUUUCGAUCAGGGAUGGGAAGGUGAUACUCGCCCCCAACGAUCCUAGCGACGACUACCAGCACUGGAUCAAAGACUUGAGUUACAGCACGAAGGUGAAAGACGAAGAGGGCUUCCCAAGUUUUGCCCUCAUCAAUAAAGUCACUGGAGAAGCUCUGAAGCACUCCAUUGGAGCAACCCAUCCGGUUCGGCUGGUUCCAUACAAUCCAGACUAUCUUGAUGAGUCAGUCCUGUGGGCUGAGAGCAGGGACACGGGGGAGGGCUUCCGAUGCAUAAGAAUGGUUAACAACAUCCGUUUGAACUUUGAUGCUUUCCAUGGAGACAAGGACCAUGGAGGAGUCCGAGACGGAACCAUUCUCGUGCUCUGGGAAUGGCUCAAGGGUGAUAACCAGAGGUGGAAGAUUGUCUCCAACCCUCCUCCUGCCUCCUACGACUACCUCGGAGGCCGGCCGCCGCCGCCGCGCACCGUCAGGAUCUACACCAAGGCCGAGCCCAAUUACUCCCUCUCCAUCCGUGACGGCGACGUCAUCCUCGCCCCCAAUGAUCCCCAGGACGACUACCAGCACUGGUACAAGGACAUGAGGUACAGCAACCAGGUGAAGGACGAGGAAGGCUUCCCGAGCUUUGCUCUCGUCAACAAGGUGACCGGCGAAGCCAUCAAGCACUCCACCGGAGCUAAGAAUCCUGUUCGGCUGAUCCCUUACAACCCGGAUUACCUGGACGAGUCGAUCCUGUGGUCCGAGAGCAACGACACCGGUCGCGGCUACCGAUGCAUCAGGAUGGUGAACAACAUCCGAUUGAACUUUGAUGCCUUCCACGGGGACAAAGACCAUGGAGGAGUCCGAGAUGGAACCACUGUGGUGCUGUGGGAGUGGCUCAAAGGGGACAACCAGAGGUGGAAGAUCGUCCCCCAGUGAACAAUGCGAUGGAACGUCUGCUGCUGAGCAUUUACUGGGCGAUAUAUAUUCCAUAUAAUACGCAGGCCAGCUCGAAUAAGAUGUAAUUUGGCUCUGUGCAACCUGUGCUAUGUUGCUGGAGUUGUGUGACAUGGUCAAUCUACUGUAAUAAAUAUAUAUAUAUAUAUAGUUUGCAUCUA
Molecule: messenger RNA, 1611 nt
Organism: Musa acuminata subsp. malaccensis (wild Malaysian banana)
Lineage: Eukaryota; Viridiplantae; Streptophyta; Magnoliopsida; Zingiberales; Musaceae
Source: RefSeq, a predicted model, not a curated record